AUGUUACCAUUAUCCUUAUUACGAACGGCCCAGAACCAUCCAAUGUUAGUCGAGUUAAAGAAUGGUGAAACAUAUAACGGCCACCUCGUGAGCUGUGAUAAUUGGAUGAAUAUAAAUCUCCGUGAAGUAAUUUGCACGUCACGAGACGGUGAUAAGUUCUGGAGAAUGCCAGAAUGUUAUAUACGCGGUAGUACUAUAAAAUAUUUAAGAAUACCAGAUGAGGUUAUAGAUAUGGUAAAAGAAGAAACUCAGGUAAAAGCAAGAGGUCGAAGUGAAGUCUCGAAAGGCCGUGGUGGCGGACAAAACAUGAGGUCAGGUCGCGGAGGUGGCCGUGGCGCUUUUGGUAAUCGCGGAAGGCCGGCGCCACUUUCCAGAGGUGGCGGUAACGCGGGUAGAAAUCCACAAAACAAAAAUAAAAAAUAA
This is a messenger RNA of Parnassius mnemosyne (clouded apollo), 423 nucleotides long. NCBI's taxonomy places the organism in Eukaryota, Metazoa, Arthropoda, Insecta, Lepidoptera, Papilionidae. The record is from the annotation of a GenBank genome assembly.